AUGAGCUCCUGUGCUGCAGCCGCUAAAGCCCAUGCACCAGAGCCUUGCUCCACAACACGAGAAGCCACUGCAAUGAGAAGCCUGCUCACUGCAACAGGAGAAAGUCCAAGCAACACUGACGACCCAGCACAACCAAAAAAAAAGAGUCCCGGGCCCUCGGAGAAUCCGGGUAGCCCCGGCGGGAGCCGUGUCCGGAGCCUGCGCACUGCUCUCAUUUUCGGUGGCUUCAACUCCCUGAUCGGCGCCGCCUUCUACCCCAUCUACUUCCGGUCCUUAAUGCGGCUGGAGGAGUGCAAGAAGGAACAAGCCAUUAAUCGAGCUGGUAUUGUUCAAGAAGACGUGCAGCCACCAGGGUUGAAAGUGUGGUCGGAUCCAUUUGGCCGGAAAUGAGAAGAUUAACACCACUUCUAAUUAUGCAAGUAGACAGAGAC
This is a messenger RNA of Dama dama (fallow deer), 431 nucleotides long. Its product is annotated as small integral membrane protein 20-like. The coding region runs from base 1 to 390 and encodes 129 amino acids. Gene Ontology annotation, biological process: mitochondrial respiratory chain complex IV assembly. Lineage: Eukaryota; Metazoa; Chordata; Mammalia; Artiodactyla; Cervidae. Gene Ontology annotation, cellular component: mitochondrial inner membrane. The record is from RefSeq and is a predicted model, not a curated record. The transcript has 2 exons.